AUGUAUGCUCAUUGUGUACCGCAUAGGAACUCUGAACUUUGUAAGGUAUUUUCUUUGCAAUCAAACUUAGCUGAAGUAUUUUCCUCGCAAAAAUCUCCAAUAAGCUGUUUGGAUGGAAUUCGAACUAUUUCGACAAUUCUAAUUGUUAUGCUACAUGUUUGGCGUUUCAUCAUUUUGCGCUCUUCACAUUUAAAUGAAUAUACUGCUUUAGAGUUUUGGUAUUCUCCUCUAUCAAAUUUGCUGGAACAUGGACGAAAUGCUGUGGAUACAUUUUUUUUCUUAAGUAGUUUCUUAGUUAUGUAUAAUUUCCAAAAUAAAACCUUAAAAGGACAGCAUUUUAGUUUAUGGAAAUUUUAUUUAAAUCGUUAUUUCAGGUUAUUUCCUGUGCUACUUAUAGUUUUUCUAUUUUAUAUAACUUUGGGAAAGUUUUGUGGUAAGGGACCAAUGCAUGAUAAUCUUGAUGUAGAACACUGGCGUAAGAAUGCAUGGACCCAGAUAGUUGGGAUUGCUAAUUUUUAUUGCCUAUCACCUAGAGUUUCAGGACUUGUACAUUUAUGGUAUGUUCACUGCGAUACUCAAUUAUACCUGUUAACGCCAAUCGCAUUUCUAGUCUAUUUGAAAUUUUCAAAGAAAAUUAGUCUAGUCUUCAUUUGUAUUGUACUACUGGUGUCUAUUGCUUCUGUUUUCACGGGCGGGUUUAUGAUCACUGGUAAUUACGGAAUUUAUGCAGUUAAGUAUUGGAUUCAGUUCUAUUCGGUACCUUAUUUUCGUGGAAAUUCAUGGAUUAUGGGUUUGUUAUGUGCAUAUUUUUUCAUUCCCAUGAAAACUUCGCCAUUGAAGUUAAAUAAAAAUAAUGAGCAUAAUAGUGACCAUAAAGCAUAA
This is a messenger RNA of Chrysoperla carnea, 882 nucleotides long. RefSeq lists its product as uncharacterized. NCBI's taxonomy places the organism in Eukaryota, Metazoa, Arthropoda, Insecta, Neuroptera, Chrysopidae. The record is from RefSeq and is a predicted model, not a curated record. The transcript has 7 exons. Gene Ontology annotation, molecular function: acyltransferase activity, transferring groups other than amino-acyl groups. Bases 1 to 882 code for a protein of 293 amino acids.